Messenger RNA from Cryptotermes secundus, 1706 nucleotides. It is a transcript of the gene uri, whose product is annotated as unconventional prefoldin RPB5 interactor 1. The record is from RefSeq and is a predicted model, not a curated record. Bases 195 to 1577 code for a protein of 460 amino acids. The transcript is spliced from 6 exons. Gene Ontology annotation, molecular function: chromatin binding; phosphatase inhibitor activity; transcription corepressor activity. Gene Ontology annotation, biological process: negative regulation of phosphatase activity; negative regulation of transcription by RNA polymerase II. NCBI's taxonomy places the organism in Eukaryota, Metazoa, Arthropoda, Insecta, Blattodea, Kalotermitidae.
AUGAUAUAUCGUAUUAUACAAAUGGGGCAUGUGGUGAAGAUAUAGACAUAAGGAAAAUUAAACACGAUUGAUUUAAGAAACCAAUUCAUAAGAUCAGUAAAGAUGUCACAUUAGAUAUAAAUAUUAUUAUAUGUUUAAUCUUGGAUAUUACAAUAAUAAAUUUACGUAGUUAUAGAGUGAACUUUUCCAUUCAUAUGGAAGCAAAUAUUCGGCUUAAAACGCUGUCAGAUGAUCCAACCGACUUAAAAUUAUUGCUGCAACAAACACAUGAUGAGGCAUUGCAGAAAAAUGAGUAUGCAACAAAACACUGGUUGAAAUUACGGGAUGAACAUAUGUCACUCCAUUCUCAUCUUGGCAUACUUCCUGAUAAGUUGUCUCAUGAUGUCAUGGUUCCUAUAGGAUCGAAAGCUCUGAUGAGAGGGAAGAUGGUUCAUACAAAUGAAAUAUUAGUAUGUCUCGGUGAUGGUUGGUUUGUGAAACGGAGCGCUAAGGAAGCAGCUGAAAUAUGUGACAGGCGGAUAAAAUUGUGUGACAAUAUGCUGAAAGACUUGGAGAGAGAGCACAAUUUGCUACUUACAAGGAAAGAACUUCCACUUGAGCGGGAUGCUUUUGGAGCUGAGACUAGGAGAGAGAUAUUAGAACCAUAUGAUGAGAAGACAGAGGCAGAAUGGAGAGUCCAGCAUCGUCAGAAAGAAAAAGAAUAUCGACAAAAAUUGACUGAACUUCGUAACAAAGAGAAAACUAAAAUUGAUGACGAAGAAAGCUUAUGGAAAAGAUUGGAUGAGUUAGAGCUACAAGAGGAGUUGGAAGAAGAGCUUGACAGGUUCCAUGCGGAUCGCGAAGACAUGGAAUAUGAUGAAAAUAGUGAACUUGAUACAGAUACUGAUGAAGAAAGUGAUGCAAUAGAAAAUUAUGAUGCUGAGUAUUUGCUUUUAAGAGAACAAAUCAGAGGAGCAAAUGGCCUAGUAAAACAAGAUAUUGCAAUGCCUGAACAUGCUGUGUUGACUGAACAACAUGAAUCCAGAAACGGUUCCAAACCACAGGCUCAGAGCAUAAGUUCCGUAAGUCCGGCCAGGCGUGUAUCAUUUGCAGAUGAUAGAACUGCAGAUAUAAAUGAGGGCAGUGAUAGUGAUUCAAGUGCAGAAUGCUUGAGGAUUGAAUUUCAACACACGCCUGUUGAGAGCGGGGCAAAAGAAAGUACAAAGUCUGAUGGACAUCCCAUACAAACUCCGGCCAAUAUCCAUGAAUAUAUUAAGGAACUGAUGGCAAAAAAUGGUAUACCUAAGUCAAUCCUAAAGAAUAAGUCAACUGAUCAAGUGAGUAGAGGCAACACAGGACCACAUCGGAUGCAGUGGCUUCAGCAACCAGACUCCAUUCCCAUAAUAACUCAGGAAAUGGAAGAGCCUCUGUGGAACACUGCUGAACUGCAGCCAGUGGAGGAGUUAGACGAGCGCCCAGUGGUGUUUGGAUGUGUGCAUGAGCAUUCUUCAGAAGAGCCACUGCUACCACCAGAACAACCCAUACCAACUCGUCCUGUUAGUAGAUUCAAAGCUGCAAGAUUAGCGGCUAAGAGGUGACAAGAAUCUUCAACAUCUGAUGUUCUGUGACUCUGUGGAGUUUGGCUGAAGGAAUUACAGUCAAGUUUAUAUGUUCUGUGUACAAUGUAAGAUGGAAAAUAUAAACAGUGAAGCAUUUUCUUAAUACUA